This is a messenger RNA of Pseudophryne corroboree (corroboree frog), 1044 nucleotides long. RefSeq names its product loricrin-like. NCBI's taxonomy places the organism in Eukaryota, Metazoa, Chordata, Amphibia, Anura, Myobatrachidae. The transcript has a single exon. The record is from RefSeq and is a predicted model, not a curated record. Bases 1 to 1044 code for a protein of 347 amino acids.
AUGGGGAGCGCGGUCUGUGGUAAAGGGGACGCGAUGGGGAGCGCGGUCUGUGGUAAAGGGGACGCGAUGGAGAGCGCAGUCUGUGGUAAAGGGGACGCCAUGGGGAGCGUGGUCUGUGGUAAUGGUGACACGAUGGGGAGCGCGGUCUGUGGUAAAGGGGACACUAUGGGUAGCGUGGUCUGUGGUAAAGGGGAUGCGAUGGGGAGCGCGGUCUGUGGUAAAGGGGACGCGAUGGGGAGCGCAGUCUGUGGUAAAGGGGACGCCAUGGGGAGCGUGGUCUGUGGUAACGGUGACACGAUGGGGAGCGCGGUCUGUGGUAAAGGGGACACGAUGGGGAAUGCGGUCUGUGAUAAAGGGGACGCGAUGGGGAGCGCGGUCUGUGGCAACGGUGACAUGUUGGGGAGCGUGGCCUGUGAUAAAGGGGACGUGAUGGGGAGCGCGGUCUGUGAUAAAGGGGACGCGAUGGGGAGCGCGGUCUGUGAUAAAGGGGGCGCGAUGGGGAGCGCGGUCUGUAGUAAAGGGGACACAAUGGGGAGCGCGGUCUGUGGUAAAGGGGACACGAUGGGGAAUGCGGUCUGUGAUAAAGGGGACGCGAUGGGGAGCGCGGUCUGUGGCAACGGUGACAUGUUGGGGAGCGCGGUCUGUGGUAAAGGGGACACGAUGGGGAGCGCGGUCUGUGGUAAAGGGGACGCGAUGGGGAGCGCGGUCUGUGGUAAAGGGGACGCGAUGGGGAGCGCAGUCUGUGGUAAAGGGGACGCCAUGGGGAGCGCAGUCUGUGGUAAAGGGGACGCCAUGGGGAGCGCAGUCUGUGGUAAAGGGGACGCCAUGGGGAGCGCAGUCUGUGGUAAAGGGGACGCCAUGGGGAGCGUGGUCUGUGGUAAAGGGGACGCCAUGGGGAGCGUGGUCUGUGGUAAAGGGGACACGAUGGGGAAUGCGGUCUGUGAUAAAGGGGACGCGAUGGGGAAUGCGGUCUGUGAUAAAGGGGACGUGAUGGGGAGCGCAGUCUGUGAUAAAGGGGACACUGGGGAGCGCGGUCUGUGGUAA